Molecule: messenger RNA, 2923 nt
Organism: Sphaerodactylus townsendi
Lineage: Eukaryota; Metazoa; Chordata; Lepidosauria; Squamata; Sphaerodactylidae
Gene: DNAJC14
Product: DnaJ heat shock protein family (Hsp40) member C14
Exons: 7
Coding region: 374-2314 (646 amino acids)
Molecular function (GO): dopamine receptor binding
Source: RefSeq, a predicted model, not a curated record
CCCCUUUCGCCUCCCAUCCAGCAUCUCCCUUCCCUUGGACCGGGGACCGCGUUUUUCCGUUCCCCUUUCCCAGCAUGAAAGGGCUGCUACUCGCCUCUCUUCAGUCCUCUGUGUAACAGGAUCGAUGAUGGCUGUAACUUAAUCCUGGUCAAGGCUGGAGUAAUUCUGGAGCUGUAGCACCAUGGAGAAGCCCACGUUUGUUGAAGGCUGUGAAUCCAAACCAGACCAACGUAGCUUGGCCAGGACUGUUCCUAGCAUUUGUUGUGCGACUGAGAAGUGCUUGCUGUUGAGGGAUGGUGCAGGAAACGGCAUACCCGCUGGUGCCUAGAACUCUGAAGGGUGCUGUAGUUCCAAAGUCUGGUCCAGGAGAGAGAUGCCAGCUUUGGAAGUGAUGGGAACUUGUGAGGUGGCUCCUAAAAUGGCCAUGAGUUCAAGCGGGGAGGGAAAUAAGGAAACCGAAACUUCCUGGAAAGGAAGCAACGAGCAAGAUAAUAGUGGCUUGCACUUUGCUGGCUACAGUGUCUGUAGUGACGAAACUGGCUCUUGUAACUGUCUGGGAGAUACCUCUGACCUGUCCGGAACUUAUUCAGAGAAGGGGAAUCAUUUGUGUGGCAUUAAUUGCCAACAUUGGGAUUCAGACUCCAAGGAGAAGGAUGCAUCAAAGUUACUGCAGGGUGAGGAGGAAGAUGUCAAAGAUGACAUGGUGUCAAAGGCCAAGGAGGAACUUCCUGACUGUACUAGGGCUUCUGGUGGAAGGAAGAUUGCUCGGCAGCAAAGACACCGUUCUGCAGCAAAAGACAAGGGGGAAGGGCAGUUAUCUGGAGGGAAACAGAAGCAAAGUAGAAAGAGGAGUGAUGGGGGGAGGUACCGUGUCCGAGCUGAGCUGCUCAGGCACCUGGAAGGGUUGGCCUCUUUCUGCAUCUUGUGCUUCAAAUUGUUCAUCCGCCUGAUUGUGCAGGUCACCCACAGGUGUGGUGAGGGUGUGGAGGCUGGCGGAAGGUUCCUCUACUCUUGUUGUUCCUUCAGUCAACGUGACAUCGACACCAUCCAAACCGGCAUGCAGAUUUGGAUCCAGCAGGCUAAGCUGGGUUUUAGGAAACUAAUGCGACAGCUGGGCUCUUGGGCAAGCCUGACUUACCACCUGCUCAAGAUGCUCUGUGCUGUAUUUUUUCUGGUGCUCAUGCUUAUCUUUGGUAGCCUGAGACUCUGCUGGCAGGUCUCAAAGUCAGCUCUGCUUCGUGUCUUGGGGAGAUUGGCUCACACCCGCCAGGGGGCCUGGCUUCUCUCGACUCUCGACGUGCCCAAAGUUUGGGCUUUCUUCAGACAGAGCAGGAGUUGCACGUGGGUGGCAAGUCUGUGGCAUAAGUGUCAUGACUUCCUUCAAAUGCCCAAAGGACUAAGGACCAACCAGCCAGGUGAUGCUACUUUUGGUGGGUCUCCUGGUGAAUCUGGGCAAUAUCAGCCUGGAGAAGCGGUGGCACAUUUGCUAGCUAUGGCACACACCCCUGAAGAAGAGCUCAACCCCUUCCAGGUGUUAGGUGUGGAAGCAACGGCAUCGGACGCGGAGCUGAAGAGAGCUUAUCGGCAAUUGGCUGUACUGGUUCACCCAGACAAGAAUAAGCAUCCGCAGGCAGAGGAGGCAUUCAAGGUGUUACGGGCCGCAUGGGAUAUCGUCAGCAAUCCUGAGAGGAGGAAGGAAUAUGAAAUCAAACGCAUGGCAGAAACAGAGCUGACCAAAUCAAUGAACGAGUUCCUUUCCAAACUGCAGGACGACCUGAAAGAAGCCAUGAACACCAUGAUGUGCAACAAAUGCCAGGGGAAACACAAGAGGUUUGAGAUGGACCGUGAUCCAUUGAAUGCCCGAUACUGCGCAGACUGUAGCAAGCUUCAUGCAGCCGAGGAGGGUGACUUCUGGGCUGAAUCUAGCAUGCUAGGACUGAAGAUCACAUAUUUUGCCAUGAUGGAUGGAAAGGUUUAUGACAUCACAGAAUGGGCCGGCUGUCAGCGAGUGGCCAUUUCCCCAGAUACUCAUCGGGUUCCAUAUCACAUAUCUUUUGGAUCAAGGGGCUCCGGGGGACGCCAGAGGGCUGCAUCAGAUGGCAAUCCUGCUUCACCUGCGGAACUGCAGGAUUUCUUCAACCGCAUCUUUCAAGGAAAUCCUGGACAGGUGCCGAACGGGAACCUUUUCAGCACUCCCCAGCCACCAUCCUCGGGGGGUGUGCCAACACCGUCAAAAGUCGACAGCGCUUCCCAGAAGGGAGAUUCAAAGCAAAGCGGCCGGAAGAAGUGCAGUCAGCCCUUUCAAAGGCUUUGAGGCAUUACAGGUACGGGAAGUCUCCCAGGGCUGCAUAGAUGCGGGGCUUCUCAUCAGGUAGCAAAAGGGCUGUUUCAGAGGGGGGGUAGGGAAUGUGUUAUUGUUAGUGUCAAAAAUCCAGAUGAUUCAGGACCCUCUGGACUAAUAAUCCAGUAACUUCCAGCUGGAAAAAGACACUUCCUUCUCCACUGCAAAUGUUGACACAGAUCCCGUGAUACCAAAGAACUCCAGUGGACGGCCUCCAGGAGGCGACAUAACGAAGGUCUAGGAUGGCCAGAUGCAGAUCAGUAGUGCGGUCAUGGGAUCUCUCUACGGUGACUUUCUCAAUGGGAUGCUUCCACAAUUUCCCAGUUUCCCCUUCAGCAGGGGUGUGGCUCAAAACAGGAAGUAUAACCCAGCUGUACAGCCUUUUCCUCUAGGAUGGACUGGAGCGGCGUCCCCUUUUUGCUACAUUUGUCCUCCAAUCAAAGGCCCUCCUGUUACCUUGCAGCUAAAAGAAAAGCCAAGCCCUCCAAGCUGACCAGCUGCCCAGAGAAGAAUUGGGUUUGACUUGGGGUCAUUUUGUGAUAUGUCCAUGCCUCAUUGCUGCGCAAGAUCAACAAUAAUCCU